This is a messenger RNA of Colletotrichum graminicola M1.001, 969 nucleotides long. RefSeq names its product fructosamine kinase. Lineage: Eukaryota; Fungi; Ascomycota; Sordariomycetes; Glomerellales; Glomerellaceae. The record is from RefSeq and is a predicted model, not a curated record. The coding region runs from base 1 to 969 and encodes 322 amino acids. The transcript is spliced from 3 exons.
AUGGCACCCAACGUAGAUCCGGCACUCAUUGAAGCUCUCCAUCUGGAUCCAGAGCAGACCAAGAUUGCGUCGCAUGGCGCUUCUGGCUUUGCGUCGUCGUUCAAACUCACAUCCGUCGUCGAUGGCCAGCCCGUAAACUUCUUCGUCAAGACGGGGAUGGGGAAAGAUGCAGAAGUCAUGUUCAGAGGUGAGCAUGAAUCGCUAAACGCAGUCCACAAUGCCGUCCCGAACUUUUGCCCAAAAUCGUACGCCCACGGAGAAUGCCAGGCAUCGCCGGGCAAGCAUUUCCUGGUGACGGACUUCCUGGACCUGGGGUCAUCCGCAGCCGGCGGCUCCGGCCUCUCCCUGGCAGCGAAGCUCGCCAAGAUGCACACGACCACGGCGCCCGUCCCGGAAGGCCUUGACAAGCCCAUGUACGGCUUCCCGGUGACGACGUGCUGCGGCUCGACGCCGCAAGACAACUCGUGGAAGGAGUCCUGGGCCGAGUUUUACGCCGAUAACAGGCUGCGUAGCAUCCUCCGCGCCGGAACCGAGCACAACGGCUCCGACGGGGAGCUGUCCAAGGCCGUGGAAACGGUCGCCAGCAGAGUCGUCCCGCGGCUGAUCGGCGACGGCCACGUCAAGGGUAUGAAGCCGGUGGUUGUGCACGGGGAUCUCUGGAGCGGGAACCAUGGCCGGGGUCGCAUCGGCGGCAAGGGUGGCGCCGAGGAGGUGGUGUACGACUCUUCGGCCGUGUACGGGCAUUCCGAGUACGAGCUGGGCAUCAUGAAAAUGUUUGGCGGAUUCGGGAGCACGUUUUGGAACGAGUACAACAAGCUGGUCCCCAAGGCCGAGCCGAAAGUGGAAUGGGACGACCGGGUUGCGCUCUACGAGCUGUAUCACCACCUCAACCAUUACGCCAUGUUCGGCGGGGGUUACCGUAGCGGCGCGAUGGCGAUUAUGAAGAAGCUGAUUUCCAAGUACAGUUGA